AUGGCGAAUCAAACGGCCAAUUACUAUGGGGACGUUUAUCAAUCGAAUCACACGGUGUCGACGGACGAGCGAGAUACGCAGACGGAAUACUACCUACCGAAUUGGACCGAUCUCGUUUUGGCAGGGCUGUUCACCAUGUUGAUCAUCGUCACUAUAGUGGGCAACACUCUAGUAAUUGCGGCUGUGAUAACAACUAGGCGUCUAAGGUCCGUUACUAACUGUUUCGUGUCCAGCUUGGCUGCUGCGGAUUUGUUGGUUGGACUAGCAGUGAUGCCACCAGCAGUAUUAUUACAGCUCACAGGUGGUACCUGGAUGUUGGGCGAGGUGCUCUGCGACUCGUGGGUCUCCCUCGAUGUUCUUCUCUGUACUGCCAGCAUUCUAUCGUUAUGCGCCAUAUCCAUAGAUAGGUACCUAGCAGUAACUCAGCCUCUGAUAUACAGCCGACGACGACGCAGCAAGAGAUUGGCCGGGCUGAUGAUCGUCGCGGUAUGGGUGCUAGCCGGAGCUAUCGCGAGUCCACCUCUGCUCGGAUGUUUCCCACGUGCAACGGAUCGUGACAGUAAAAAAUGCACGUACAACAUGGACUCUUCAUACGUGAUAUUUUCCGCCAUGGGUUCGUUUUUCCUGCCAAUGCUGGUGAUGCUCUACGUUUACGGCAGAAUAUCUUGCGUGAUUGCCAGUCGGCACAGAAAUCUCGAAGCCACAGAGAACGAAAACAUUCGACCACGUCGCAAUGUUUUGAUCGAGCGAGCCAGGAGCAUCAGAGUCCGAAGGACGGAAUGCGUGACCACCAGUGUGACCUGCGACAGGGCCUCCGACGAAGCAGAACCCCCGAGCACGAGCAAAAGGUCCGGGAUCGUCCGUAGCCAUCAGCAGAGUUGCAUCAACAGAGUGGCGAGGGAGACAAAAACCGCUGGCACUUUGGCGGUGGUCGUAGGGGGAUUCGUGGCCUGUUGGUUGCCAUUCUUCAUCCUCUACUUGGCCACCCCUUUCGUGCCUGUGGAGCCACCAGAUAUCCUCAUGCCAGCGCUAACUUGGCUAGGAUGGAUUAAUUCAGCUAUAAAUCCAUUCAUCUACGCCUUCUACUCGGCCGACUUCAGGCUUGCAUUCUGGCGAUUAACUUGUCGAAAAUGCUUCAAAAGUAGAACCAAUUUGGAUCGCAGCAAUCGGAAAUUACCAGCCCCGGCUAAUUGGAAGAAAGACACGUCGAGGACGUGAAGAACGGGAAACGAACGUUGAAACGUACACCAUUCAGUCGUGAUCGUAACGAGGAUCACUGUGAUUUAUCUAAUAGAGCAACUCACAUCGAUCGCAUUCAUCUAAUUUAUGCGAAAUGUGCAAUCUCGC
Eufriesea mexicana is the source of this 1347-nucleotide messenger RNA. RefSeq names its product octopamine receptor. NCBI's taxonomy places the organism in Eukaryota, Metazoa, Arthropoda, Insecta, Hymenoptera, Apidae. Gene Ontology annotation, molecular function: G protein-coupled receptor activity. Gene Ontology annotation, biological process: positive regulation of MAPK cascade; adenylate cyclase-activating adrenergic receptor signaling pathway. The coding region runs from base 1 to 1218 and encodes 405 amino acids. The record is from RefSeq and is a predicted model, not a curated record. Gene Ontology annotation, cellular component: plasma membrane. The transcript has 6 exons.